CUGCCCUCUCCGUAUACAAAAGAAAAACGCAACCUAGGGCUUCCAAUCUUGCGUUUUUGCGUUGAUUUCCACCGGCCUCUGCUUCUGGUUUACCUUCUCUUUGGUAAAGAAACAACAAACAAACAUGCCAAAGAAUAAGGGAAAGGGAGGAAAGAACAGGAAGAGAGGAAAGAAUGAAGCAGAUGAUGAGAAGCGUGAACUUGUGUUCAAGGAAGAUGGUCAGGAGUAUGCACAAGUUCUCAGAAUGUUGGGAAAUGGUCGUUGUGAGGCAAUGUGCAUAGACGGGACAAAGCGCCUUUGCCAUAUUCGGGGGAAGAUGCACAAGAAGGUUUGGAUAGCGGCUGGUGAUAUUAUACUUGUUGGUCUCCGCGACUAUCAGGAUGACAAAGCUGAUGUUAUCCUCAAGUAUAUGCCUGAUGAAGCAAGGCUGUUGAAGGCAUAUGGUGAGCUUCCUGAGAGCACACGUCUGAACGAAGGUAUUGCUGGUGGAAUCGACGAUGAGGAUGAUGCUGGGGGUGAUGAUUAUCUUGAGUUUGAGGAUGAAGAUAUUGAUAAGAUUUAGAUUUUGAGUAACUUUUACAUUUGGAGUUUAGAGUUCUGGAUAAGACACUAUGUACGUUUCGUAAUUUGGAUUUGCUGAUAGUUGGAGGGGGGGAGCCAAGAACAAGGGUCAAUUGCCCGCGUCUUAGCUUCAAAUAUGUGUAUAAAAAUUUGAGUUCUAAAGAUUAUAUAUUAAAAGACCCUCUUACAAUAAUUUCUGACU
Messenger RNA from Momordica charantia (bitter melon), 763 nucleotides. NCBI's taxonomy places the organism in Eukaryota, Viridiplantae, Streptophyta, Magnoliopsida, Cucurbitales, Cucurbitaceae. The record is from RefSeq and is a predicted model, not a curated record.